CCUUUCUGGCCGGGGAUUGGGUCCAGGGCCCGGAGCAGGACACCCGGAGGCCGGUCAAAGUUUGAUUUCCGAUUUGGUGGCGUGCUGAUAGCGCAGCCCCGCGGGGGUGAGUCCAGGCUGCACAGCGCCUGGCGCGCGCGCACGCAUCUCGGAAUCCGAAUCUGCACAACCCGGGGCCAGGCGCCUGUGCGAGAAGCCGGGAGACCCGCGCUCCCGUCGGGGUGGCUGCGCCCACCCCACCGCUCUCAUCUCCAUCGGGCGACCCUUCCCCUUCAGUCACCUGGGUUUUGAGAGGAUUCCUCAAGUUUGACCUCAAGCAAGAUUCACUACUAACUUUGAAGUAGAAUAAGGUUGUACAUUGUUCCUGUGGAUGCUAUUGGCUAAAUUUCUAUAGCAAUGGCACGAGAAUAUAAGAAAGCAUGGGAUUAUGACCAUCGCAGAGUCCCAGUAAUACAAGUUGCUUUUGGCUUUUUCUGAAAGAAAGCCGUCUAUUAAAGUGACGCAGAGGAGCUGUUGUGGAUUAUAAUGUUUUGAAGAUCGGGAUUCUUCAGAGGUUUGAAAAUAAGGCAUCGUUUAACCUUUUAAAUGAAAAAGAUUAAGAUCUCAUGCAACUGCUGUGUUUUUUGGAAACCAUUCUCCAAAAGGGAAGUGCUCAUUUAAAAUUCAGAGAUGAUGGUCCUUUCUGCAAGGAUUUAAGUCUAAUUGCUUUUACAUCAUGACCAGCUUGAAACGGUCGCAGACGGAGAGGCCUGUUGCUACUGAAAGGGCCUCGGUUGUCGGCACAGAUGGCCCUCCCAAAGUCCACACUGACGACUUCUACAUGCGGCGCUUCAGGUCCCAAAAUGGCAGCUUAGGCUCCUCGGUCAUGGCUCCCGUAGGCCCCCCGCGAAGCGAAGGUUCUCACCAUAUAACCUCGACCCCCGGAGUCCCCAAGAUGGGGGUUAGGGCGAGGAUUGCAGAUUGGCCCCCAAGAAAGGAAAAUGUAAAAGAAUCUAGCCGUUCAAGCCAGGAAAUAGAAACCUCAAGUUGCCUUGAGAGCUUGUCCUCCAAAAGCAGUCCUGUGAGUCAGGGAAGUUCUGUUAGCCUCAAUUCCAGUGACUCAGCCAUGUUAAAAAGCAUUCAGAACACACUGAAGAACAAGACGAGACCAUCGGAGAACAUGGACUCCCGAUUUCUCAUGCCUGAAGCCUAUCCUAGCUCCCCCAGAAAAGCUCUUCGCAGAAUAAGGCAACGGAGCAACAGCGAUAUCACCAUAAGUGAACUUGACGUGGAUAGCUUUGAUGAAUGUAUCUCGCCCACGUACAAGACUGGGCCGUCACUGCACAGGGAAUAUGGUAGCACAUCUUCCAUCGAUAAGCAGGGAACGUCCGGAGAAAGCUUCUUUGAUUUGCUAAAGGGCUACAAAGACGACAAAUCUGAUCGAGGUCCCACUCCAACCAAGCUCAGUGACUUCCUCAUCACCGGUGGGGGCAAGGGGUCUGGUUUCUCUUUGGAUGUUAUAGACGGGCCCAUCUCACAGAGAGAGAACCUCAGGCUCUUUAAGGAAAGGGAAAAACCACUCAAGCGACGUUCCAAGUCUGAAACUGGAGACUCCUCCAUUUUUCGUAAAUUACGCAAUGCCAAAGGUGAAGAACUUGGGAAAUCGUCGGAUCUUGAAGAUAACCGGUCAGAAGACUCCGUCAGGCCCUGGACGUGUCCAAAGUGCUUUGCCCACUACGAUGUCCAGAGUAUACUGUUUGACUUGAAUGAGGCGAUUAUGAACAGGCACAACGUUAUUAAGAGGAGAAACACCACCACGGGGGCUUCGGCGGCUGCUGUGGCAUCCUUGGUCUCUGGACCUUUGUCCCACUCGGCCAGUUUUAGCUCCCCAAUGGGCAGCACGGAGGACCUGAAUUCCAAAGGCAGCCUCAGCAUGGACCAGGGAGACGAUAAAAGCAAUGAACUUGUAAUGAGUUGCCCCUAUUUUAGGAAUGAGAUCGGUGGAGAAGGUGAAAGGAAAAUCAGCCUGUCGAAAUCAAAUUCUGGCUCCUUUAGUGGAUGCGAAAGUGCCUCCUUUGAGUCAACACUCAGCUCCCAUUGCACAAAUGCAGGAGUGGCAGUACUUGAAGUGCCCAAGGAAAACUUGGUGUUGCAUCUAGAUCGAGUGAAAAGAUACAUUGUGGAACAUGUGGAUCUGGGUGCAUACUAUUACAGGAAAUUCUUCUAUCAGAAGGAACACUGGAACUAUUUUGGGGCUGAUGAAAAUCUUGGUCCGGUGGCUGUGAGCAUUCGAAGGGAAAAACCAGAAGAAACAAAAGAAAACGGAUCGCCAUACAACUACCGAAUAAUUUUUAGAACGAGUGAGCUCAUGACACUGAGAGGUUCAGUUCUGGAGGAUGCCAUUCCCUCAACGGCAAAGCACUCGACGGCCAGAGGGCUGCCCCUGAAAGAAGUGCUGGAGCACGUGAUUCCCGAGCUCAAUGUCCAGUGCCUGCGGUUGGCCUUCAACACUCCCAAAGUCACAGAGCAACUCAUGAAGCUGGAUGAACAAGGGCUGAACUAUCAGCAGAAAGUCGGCAUCAUGUACUGCAAGGCUGGACAGAGCACCGAAGAAGAGAUGUACAACAACGAAUCCGCCGGCCCAGCCUUUGAGGAGUUCCUUCAGCUGCUGGGAGAACGUGUUCGACUCAAAGGGUUUGAGAAGUAUCGUGCACAGCUUGACACCAAAACUGACUCCACCGGGACCCACUCGCUGUACACAACGUACAAAGACUAUGAGAUCAUGUUCCACGUUUCUACCAUGCUGCCCUACACACCCAACAACAAGCAGCAGCUCCUACGGAAGCGGCACAUUGGAAACGAUAUCGUAACAAUUGUUUUCCAAGAGCCUGGAGCACAACCAUUCAGCCCGAAAAACAUCCGAUCCCACUUUCAGCACGUUUUCGUCAUCGUCAGGGUCCACAGCCCCUGCACGGAUGGCGUCUGUUACAGUGUGGCUGUCACCAGGUCCAGAGAUGUGCCUUCCUUUGGACCUCCCAUCCCCAAAGGGGUCACUUUCCCUAAGUCCAAUGUGUUCAGGGACUUCCUUUUGGCCAAAGUGAUUAAUGCAGAAAAUGCUGCUCAUAAAUCGGAAAAGUUCCGGGCCAUGGCAACUCGGACCCGCCAGGAAUACCUGAAAGAUCUGGCAGAAAAGAAUGUCACCAACACCCCUAUCGACCCCUCUGGCAAGUUCCCAUUCAUCUCUCUGGCCUCUAAGAAGAAGGAAAAAUCUAAGCCCUACCCAGGAGCCGAGCUCAGUAGCAUGGGAGCCAUUGUGUGGGCCGUCCGUGCCAAAGACUACAACAAGGCUAUGGAGAUAGACUGCCUUCUAGGCAUCUCCAAUGAGUUCAUCGUCCUCAUCGAGCAGGAAACCAAGAGCGUGGUUUUCAACUGUUCCUGCAGAGACGUGAUAGGGUGGACCUCAACUGACAGCAGCCUCAAAAUCUUCUACGAGCGGGGAGAGUGCAUUUCGGUGGAGAGUUUCAUUAACAGUGAGGAUAUCAAAGAGAUUGUCAAAAGGUUGCAAUUUGUGUCAAAAGGUUGUGAAUCAGUGGAGAUGACUCUGCGAAGGAAUGGGCUGGGACAGCUCGGCUUCCAUGUCAACUACGAGGGCAUCGUGGCAGACGUGGAGCCCUACGGCUAUGCCUGGCAGGCAGGGCUGAGGCAGGGCAGCCGGCUGGUGGAGAUCUGCAAGGUGGCAGUGGCCACUCUGAGCCAUGAGCAGAUGAUCGAUCUGCUGAGAACAUCCGUCACGGUGAAGGUGGUCAUUAUCCCCCCGCAUGAUGACUGCACCCCACGGAGGAGUUGCUCUGAAACCUACCGCAUGCCAGUGAUGGAAUAUAAAAUGAAUGAAGGGGUUUCAUACGAAUUUAAGUUUCCCUUCCGAAAUAAUAACAAAUGGCAGAGGAAUGCCAACAAGGGGCCUCAUUCACCUCAAGUCCCAUCCCAGGUACAGAGUCCCAUGACCUCGAGGCUGAAUGCUGGGAAAGGAGAUGGGAAGAUACCUCCUCCAGAAAGAACCACCAACAUUCCUCGAAGCAUCUCCAGUGACGGGCGCCCACUGGAGAGGCGGCUGUCUCCUGGAUCAGACAUCUAUGUGACGGUCUCAUCCAUGGCUUUAGCAAGAUCCCAGCAGUGUCGAAACUCCCCUAGCAGCCUAUCUUCGUCCAGCGAGACUGGCUCUGGUGGGGGCACUUACAGGCAAAAAUCCAUGCCCGAAGGGUUCGGAGUGAGCCGCAGAUCCCCAGCCUCCAUUGACAGGCAGAACACCCAGUCAGAUAUUGGUGGCAGCGGAAAAUCCACACCCAGCUGGCAAAGAAGUGAAGAUAGCAUUGCCGACCAGAUGGCUUACAGUUAUAGAGGACCUCAGGAUUUCAAUUCUUUUGUCCUCGAGCAGCAUGAAUAUACAGAGCCAACAUGCCAUCUCCCAGCAGUAUCAAAGGUACUGCCAGCUUUCCGAGAGAGCCCCAGUGGGAGAUUAAUGCGUCAGGAUCCAGUGGUUCAUUUGUCUCCAAACAAACAAGGGCAUUCUGACAGCCACUACUCGAGCCACUCCAGCAGCAACACCCUCUCCAGCAACGCAUCGAGUGCCCACAGUGACGAGAAAUGGUACGACGGGGACCGCACAGAAUCCGAACUCAACAGCUACAACUACCUGCAAGGCACCUCUGCUGACAGCGGCAUCGACACCACCUCCUAUGGCCCCAGCCACGGCAGCACGGCCUCCCUGGGGGCUGCCACGUCGUCACCUCGCUCAGGGCCAGGCAAGGAGAAAGUGGCACCCCUGUGGCACAGUUCCAGUGAAGUGAUCUCCAUGGCGGAUCGGACUUUAGAGACAGACGGCCACGGCAUGGACCGGAAAGCAGAGUCCUCCCUGAGCUUGGACAUCCACAGCAAGAGCCAGGCCGGCUCAAACCCUCUGACCAGGGAGAACAGCACUUUCAGUAUAAAUGACGCUGCUUCUCACUCGAGUACCAUGAGCUCCCGACACUCUGCCAGCCCAGUUGUCUUCACCAGUGCCCGAAGUUCACCUAAGGAAGAGCUUCAUCCUGCCAGCUCCUCGCAACUUGCACCUUCCUUCUCCUCCUCCUCCUCCUCUUCAUCGGGUCCUAGGACUUUCUACCCCCGCCAGGGCGCUACUAGCAAAUACCUGAUUGGGUGGAAAAAACCGGAAGGAACCAUAAACUCCGUGGGAUUCAUGGAUACAAGAAAGCGUCAUCAGAGUGAUGGCAAUGAAAUAGCCCACACCAGGCUGCGUGCCUCAACCAGGGACCUCCGGGCAUCGCCCAAGCCGGCCUCCAAGUCCACUAUUGAGGAGGAUCUCAAGAAACUCAUCGACCUUGAAAGCCCAACUUCCGAAUCUCAGAAGAACUUUAAGUUCCAGGCGCUCUCCUCUCCUCAGUCCCCUUUCCCUACCACCCCGACCUCGAGGCGGGCCUUGCACAGGACGCUGUCAGAUGAGAGCAUUUACAGUGGCCAGAGGGAGCACUUUUUCACCUCAAGGGCUUCGCUUCUGGACCAAGCCCUGCCCAACGACGUCCUCUUCAGCAGCACCUACCCUUCUCUCCCCAAGUCUCUUCCACUGCGGAGGCCUUCUUACACCUUGGGGAUGAAGUCGCUGCAUGGAGAGUUCUCGGCCUCGGACAGCUCCCUCACCGACGUCCAGGAGACCCGCAGGCCGCCCAUGCCUGACCCCGGCCUGAUGCCCCUGCCCGAUGCUGCCGCCGAUUUGGAUUGGUCCAACUUGGUGGACGCCGCCAAGGCCUAUGAGGUCCAGAGAGCCUCGUUCUUUGCUGCUAGUGAUGAAAACCAUCGCCCUUUGAGUGCUGCAUCCAGCAGUGACCAGCUUGAGGACCAGGCUCUGGCCCAGAUGAAGUCUUAUAGCAGUAAAGAUUCCUCGCCCACUCUGGCUUCUAAAGUGGACCAACUGGAAGGAAUGCUGAAGAUGCUUCGGGAAGAUCUGAAGAAGGAAAAGGAAGACAAAGCCCACCUCCAGGCAGAAGUCCAGCACUUGCGAGAGGACAACCUGAGGCUGCAGGAGGAGUCCCAGAAUGCCUCCGACAAGCUGAAGAAGUUCACAGAAUGGGUCUUCAAUACCAUCGACAUGAGCUAGGGCAGGCUGCGGCGGAGAGGAGAGAGGACCACAGGGAGUGCUCUCUGUGAGGCUGGAAGCCCCUUGGUCAUGCCUUUGAAAGCGUCCUCAGCGCACCCUCCCCAGCUCCCUACUUCGCCCCCUUUUGGGGAGUGCACAACACAACAAUUGCAGAUCAACAAUCAUUAUCUGCCUUUUGUAGAAAAGAGAAAAAUGAAGUAAAUAAAAAUUUUAAAAAGUAAAAUAAAAGUUUAACUGCUAAAAUG
This is a messenger RNA of Equus caballus (horse), 6375 nucleotides long. It is a transcript of the gene SIPA1L1, whose product is annotated as signal induced proliferation associated 1 like 1. Gene Ontology annotation, biological process: activation of GTPase activity; regulation of small GTPase mediated signal transduction. NCBI's taxonomy places the organism in Eukaryota, Metazoa, Chordata, Mammalia, Perissodactyla, Equidae. The record is from RefSeq and is a predicted model, not a curated record. Gene Ontology annotation, cellular component: cytoplasm. Gene Ontology annotation, molecular function: GTPase activator activity; protein binding.